AUGUCUGCUGCGAUCCCCCAAUACUCUAUUUCUGACUAUUCCAAGUUUGCCUUGGCUGGUGCCAUUGGUUGUGGUGUUACCCACUCUGCCAUGGUUCCUAUCGAUGUGGUGAAGACCAGAAUUCAAUUGGAACCAACCGUUUACAACAAGGGUAUGAUCAGCUCUUUCAAGCAGAUUGUUUCCAGCGAGGGUGCCGGCGCUCUUUUGACCGGUUUCGGUCCUACUUUGUUGGGUUACUCCCUACAAGGUUCUUUCAAGUUCGGUGGUUACGAAGUUUUCAAGAAGCUUUUCAUCGACACUUUGGGUUACGACCAGGCUGUUAACUACAAGAACUCCAUCUACAUCGGUUCUGCCGCCAUUGCUGAGUUCUUCGCCGAUAUUGCCUUGUGUCCUUUGGAAGCUACCAGAAUCAGAUUGGUGUCUCAGCCAAACUUCUCCAACGGUCUAGUCGGUGGUUUCUCCAGAAUCAUGAGGGAAGAAGGUCUAAGCUCUUUCUACAACGGUUUCACCCCUAUCUUGUUCAAACAGAUUCCAUACAACAUCGCUAAGUUCUUGGUGUUCGAACGUGCUGCUGAAGUCUACUUCGGCUUUGCUGGUCCAAAGGACACCUUGAGCACCUCCACCACCACUGGUUUGAACUUGCUCUCUGGUUUGACUGCUGGUUUGGCCGCCGCCAUUGUUUCCCAGCCAGCCGACACUUUGUUGUCCAAGGUCAACAAGACCAAGAAGGCUCCUGGUCAGUCCACUAUCGGUUUGUUGGGUCAACUAGCCAAGGAACUAGGUUUCGUCGGUUCUUUCGCUGGUCUACCAACUCGUUUGGUCAUGGUUGGUACCUUGACCUCUUUGCAGUUCGGUAUCUACGGCUCUUUGAAGAAGUCGCUAGGUUGCGCUCCAGCUAUCGAAAUUGCCAGCAAAUAA
Molecule: messenger RNA, 918 nt
Organism: Lachancea sp. 'fantastica'
Lineage: Eukaryota; Fungi; Ascomycota; Saccharomycetes; Saccharomycetales; Saccharomycetaceae
Source: the annotation of a GenBank genome assembly